Molecule: messenger RNA, 1619 nt
Organism: Mercurialis annua (annual mercury)
Lineage: Eukaryota; Viridiplantae; Streptophyta; Magnoliopsida; Malpighiales; Euphorbiaceae
Product: stemmadenine O-acetyltransferase-like
Exons: 2
Coding region: 111-1484 (457 amino acids)
Source: RefSeq, a predicted model, not a curated record
CAUCUAAAAUAAAUUUAUAUAAAGUAUGUAGAUGUAGAAAACUAAAUAUCAAAAGGGUGUCACUCGCUUCAAAUUAAAGGUCUCUCUAACCCUAAUUGUAGAAGCAAAAAAUGGAGUUAGAAAUUUGUUCUGAAAGCUACAUUAAACCCUCUUCACCAACACCUCCAUGUAAUAAAACCUACAAAAUUUCUCUAAUGGAUCAAUUUCUUGUAAAUUACGGAAUCGACAUUCCCUUGAUUCUGUUCUACCCUAAUUUACAUCAACAUCGUCUCGCCAUUAAUGAUUUCAUAUCGAAGAGGUCGCAAACGCUUAAGCAAUCGUUAUCCGAAGCCUUAGCAUAUUAUUACCCAUUUGCCGGGAGGAUUAAAGACUCUCUUUCCGUUGAUUGUAACGACGAAGGUGUUUAUUACGUCGAGGCUCGAGCUAAUACUUCUCUAUUUGAAUAUUGUAGCCAUACCGAUAAUUUGACAUGCGGUCAAUUGUUACCUAGACAGCCCGGUUCGUAUGAACCCUCGUCGGCCGGAGCAUAUGUUGUCAUGAUCAAGGAAACAACUUUUACAUGCGGUGGCGUUACUAUUGGUAUAUUUGGUUCUCACAUGGUCAUGGAUGCAGCUCCGAUGGCUUCGUUUGUAAAGUGUUGGGCUGCGAUUGCUUGCAACUCAAGCAAAGACAUUACAUAUCCGAAUUUCAAUGGUCCUUCUAUGUUUCCACAAUACAAUGCAUUCCCAAGAGAGGCAACUAUGGCAGCUCUCGACGAAGCCUUUAUUAAAACAGGAAAACUCGCAGCAACCAGGUUUGUGUUCGACGAAUCCCGUAUUUCUGAUCUCAGGCAUCAACUUAGUGAUUCAGGCACGGAAAAUUUAAAUCCCAAUGGCGCUGAGUUGGUUUCGGCGUUUCUUUAUGGAUGCAUCUCAGAAACUAUCAGGGCAAGAUCAGGUGUCGUCAAGCCGAACGCGUUCAUAAAUAUCGUAGAUUUUCGGGGAAAAGCCGAGCCUCCUCUACCCGAAAAUUCAUUGGGGAAUUUUUUCUGGAUGGCACCUGGUCUGAUAUCUCAUAAUGAAACUAAACUAGCUAGCUUAAUAUGCAAAAUGAAGGAAGCAACAAGCAAAAUUGACACUGAUUUUGUCAAGAACAUACAAAGCGGUCACGGUUUUUCGAAACUCUACGAGAUGAUGAAGGAGACAAAGAGAUUAUUAACGAGCAACUCAACAUGUUCCGACGGAGCGGAUAUUGUAAUGAUUAGUAGUAUGUGUAACUUAGGGCUAUACGAAGUCGAUUUUGGAUGGGGAGAGCCUAUUUGGGUGACUUGUGUCGAUUCACCGCCCGAUUCCAUAACUCAGUUUGUGAAUUCAUUCAAUAUUAUGGAUUCAAGAGAGGGAAAAGGAAUUGAAGCAUGGGUUUUCCUGGAUGAACAAGACCUUGUUUUGCUGGAGCAAUAUGAAAAGCUGCUUGAAUAUGCUUCAGUUUAUCCAAGUCCUGUCUGAAACAACAAAAUUUGUGUUUUUUUUUCCAUCUAUGUUCAUUGCUUGAGGUAUCUAGUUACUAUGCUUCCAUGUAUGCCAUAUUUGUAUUGAUUUCUUGAAAAUUACAAUUAUCUUAACAUGUUAAUUUUCAUCUCA